Messenger RNA from Bubalus bubalis (water buffalo), 1415 nucleotides. RefSeq names its product olfactory receptor 1F1-like. Gene Ontology annotation, biological process: G protein-coupled receptor signaling pathway. The record is from RefSeq and is a predicted model, not a curated record. The transcript is spliced from 2 exons. Lineage: Eukaryota; Metazoa; Chordata; Mammalia; Artiodactyla; Bovidae. Gene Ontology annotation, molecular function: olfactory receptor activity; G protein-coupled receptor activity. Gene Ontology annotation, cellular component: membrane. The coding region runs from base 156 to 1121 and encodes 321 amino acids.
UGCCUUGCUCCGCCCCUUGCCGCUCCGCAACCACGUGCUCCUGCCCAAUUAGAAAGGCGGGAGGCGGAGUCUCAGCUCUGUGCGGUCUUCUUGGGAAAGAGCGAGCGAUUCUUUCACCGGAAGUACCCCAGGCUGGGACCUCCGGUGUGGAGCGGAUGUUCAGCGAUGUAUCCGGCCCCAUGGGAGAGGCGAACCAGUCGAGAGUCUCUGAGUUCCUCCUCCUGGGGCUCUCCAGGCAGCCCCAGCAGCAGCAGCUCCUCUUCCUGCUCUUCCUCACCAUGUACCUGGCCACAGUCCUGGGAAACCUGCUCAUCCUCCUAGCCAUCAGCGUGGACUCCCGCCUGCACAUCCCCAUGUACUUCUUCCUCUGCAACCUGUCCUUUGUGGACACCUGCUUCUCCUCCACCACUGUCCCCAAGGUGCUGGCCAACCAUGUACUCGGGAGCCAGACCAUUUCCUUCUCUGGGUGUCUCACACAGAUGUAUUUUGUUUUUAUGUUCAUGGACAUGGACAAUUUCCUCCUGGCUGUGAUGGCCUAUGACCGCUUUGUGGCUGUAUGCCACCCCUUACACUAUUCAGUGAAGAUGACCCCCCAGCUCUGCGCCCUGCUGGUCACUGGGUCAUGGGUCACUGCCAGUCUGGAUAUGCUCUUGCACACCCUGCUGAUGGCUCGACUCUCCUUCUGUGCAGACAAUGCCAUCCCCCAUUUCUUCUGUGAUGUGACCCCCCUCCUCAAACUCGCCUGCUCUGACACACACGUCAAUGAGGUGAUGAUACUGUCUGAGGGUGCCCUGAUCAUGAUCACCCCGUUCGUUUGCAUCCUGGCUUCAUAUGUCCUUAUCACCUGUGCUGUCCUGAGGAUCCCAUCCACAAAGGGGAGAUUGAAAGCCUUCUCCACCUGUGGCUCCCACCUGGCUGUGGUGUUCCUCUUCUAUGGCACCAUCAUAUUUCUGUAUUUCAACCCUUUGUCCUCCCACGCAGCUGAGACGGAUGUAGCAGCUGCUGUGAUGUUCUCUGUGGUGACCCCCAUGCUGAACCCCUUCAUCUACAGCCUGAGAAACCAGGACAUAAAAGGGGCUCUUGGAAAAGUGAUUGCCAUGAAAUUUUUUUCUGCUCAGUAAUGAAAUGGGCUAAGAAAAUCACAGAGGGAACUAAUUUCUAAGAAAAUUAUAUUUUUAUUUUUUCCAUCAUGUAAAACUUAAAAUUUGUCUUUUAAUCUUGAUACUAGAAACCUAUAUCCUGAUCUUCCACUUACAUAUUAUAAUAGUCUUUCUAAAUUUCUGAAUAGUCUCCACAAUAUUUUCCUUCCCUUUUGUAUUUCCAUCAAGUCGCUCUAGCAAAGUAAACUCACUAGUCACCCUGUUACUGAAUUAAAACAUAAAGGAAGUUUUACUAUUUAAAAGUACAACUUUAUA